Molecule: messenger RNA, 396 nt
Organism: Lytechinus pictus (painted urchin)
Lineage: Eukaryota; Metazoa; Echinodermata; Echinoidea; Temnopleuroida; Toxopneustidae
Exons: 1
Coding region: 1-396 (131 amino acids)
Source: RefSeq, a predicted model, not a curated record
AUGAUGAUGAAAAAGAAGAAGAAUAACAAGAAGAAGAAAGAGGAGGAGGAUUUUAAGAAAAGGAUGAUGAAGAAGAAGAAGAAGGAGGAGAUGACGAAGAAGAAGAAGAAGAAGAAAAAGAAGGGAAUAAGAGAACGGAGAAGAAAAAGAAGGAGGAGGAUGGAAUGGAAUACGGGAGAAGAAGAAGGGAAUAAGAGAACGAAAAAUAAAAGGAAGGAGGAGGAGGAGGGAAUGGAAUACGGGGAGAAGAAGAAGAAAAUAAGGAAACGAGAGAAGACUGAAGAUGCGGAGGAAGAGAAUAAGAAAAUAAGGAAGAAGGAGAAUAUUGUAACAAGGAGGAGAAGAAGCAAAAGAACAAGAAGAAAGAAAAGGAGGGCGAGUAGUAGAAGUAGAUAA